Plodia interpunctella (Indianmeal moth) is the source of this 2576-nucleotide messenger RNA. RefSeq names its product oo18 RNA-binding protein (gene orb). Gene Ontology annotation, cellular component: neuron projection; cytoplasm; nucleus. The transcript is spliced from 13 exons. Gene Ontology annotation, biological process: negative regulation of cytoplasmic translation. Bases 148 to 1551 code for a protein of 467 amino acids. Gene Ontology annotation, molecular function: ribosome binding; mRNA regulatory element binding translation repressor activity; translation factor activity, RNA binding. Lineage: Eukaryota; Metazoa; Arthropoda; Insecta; Lepidoptera; Pyralidae. The record is from RefSeq and is a predicted model, not a curated record.
GGGUGGCUUCGUGCGUCGAGGCGCGCGGUGCCGCCGGCAGUCGUCUGUGCGCCGCCGACGCGAGAACAUCUUAAGAGGAAACUCUGGUUGGCCAACCUUUCAGGCUACAUACAUCGAGCAUCGGAAAACUUUUUCAAAGCGGCACUUAUGCCGCUCUUGCAUCAGGAUACAAGCCGCAGAGGCGGGGGCUCCAACGAGAACCGCAGCUCGCUGGCAGACCUCCUCGGCUUCGAGCAGACUAUCGCAGAGCCCGCGGCCGCGCCGAUCAACCAUCGCAAUAAUGACGGUGGGGUGUCGCUGGGCAGCGACGACUGGCGCUGGGAGGAGCCCCGCAGCCCCGAGGUGGCGCACACCCCCCGCGCCCUCGUCCCUCCCAACUGCUUCCCGCCUAGGCAUCCCCGGGCUUUCACUAGUUUCAGUGAGAGCGCCCGCCCUGGCGGAGGCUGGUCGGAGGACUCCGGGGGGCAGGGGCAGGGCAUUACGGACCUCGUCGCUUCUUUAAAGGCCCUCGCGAUGCCGGCGGCGAGCGCGCGCGCGCUGCAGACCUCCAUACAGGUGCGGCUCAGCUACGAGGGUCUCGAGAAAUUGGUGGAGCCGCAGUGGACUGAGCCAGGAACUACUCGAGACGAGCGUGCGCUCACUCGACGUGCGUCGUUUUGUGGCGUGAGUGGGGUCUGGCGGGACGGGACGACGGCGGACAGGGACGCAGCGCGCUGGAGCGGAGCGCUGCCCGCGCGGGUCACUGACCCCAGCGCGGGGUUCUCAGCCAAGGUGUUCCUCGGGGGGCUGCCCUGGGACAUCACCGAGCAGGCGCUCUUGCAAGCCUUGAAGCAGUUCCAUCCGGUUCGCGUGGAAUGGCCGGGCCAAUCGGACGGGGCCGCGAUACGGGGUUUCGCGUACGUGACGCUGGACAGUGAGCGCAGAGUUAGGGCGCUGCUGGCUGCUUCUCGUAGGGACCAACACAACUGGUACUACCGCAUAUCCUCGCGCAAGAUGCGAACCAAGGAGGCAGAAGUGAUCCCCUGGGCGGUGUCGGACUCUAACUGGGUGAGCGGCGGGUCGGCGCGGCUGGAGCCGGCGCGCACGGUGUUCGUGGGCGCGCUGCACGGCAUGCUCAGCGCCGCUGCGCUCGCGCACAUCAUGAACGAGCUGUUCGGCGGCGUCGUCUACGCUGGUAUCGACACCGACAAGAACAAGUACCCGAUCGGAUCGGGCCGCGUCACCUUCAACAACGUGCGCUCCUACAUCCGCGCCAUCUCCGCCGGCUACGUCGAGAUCGUCACCGAUAAGUUCUCGAAAAAGGUACAAGUGGACCCGUAUUUGGAGGACUCCAUGUGCUCAGAGUGUAAUCUACAGCAGGGACCUUACUUCUGCCGCGAGCCGAUGUGCUUUAGAGAUGUUCGGUGGCAGGUACUUCUGCCGCUCGUGCUGGAUGUGGCAGCACUCGGCGGAGCCCCACAAGCCGCUCAUGCGCAACUCCAAGGGGCCGCCGGUGUUCCCCGCCAGCAUGCCGCGCGUCGAACAGAACAUGUACAACGGAUUCGCUCCUAGCGAGGGGACCCCGUCCCCAGCCACAAGCGGGACCUCUGGUACGUCGGAACUGGACGCCAGCGCGACCGGCGAGGAGCCCAGCGAGGGCUGGUCGCUGCACUAGCGCGGACCGGACCGGACCGGGCAGACCGGACGGACCGGACCGGACAGUCGGAGCCACGCACGUGGCGUGUUGUCGAGCUGCUAUUAAGUUGGGCGCUCUGCCAGCAUUAGCUUUUAUUAGACUAAGGUUGAUUUUUAGGCUGAUUUUUAUAACCUUUUAUACCACAUUUUUACUUUCAAAAUUUUCGUCCCUAUACUAUUUUUACUUUUCCAGCUUCGGGCUGAACUUAAUUUCUGCACAUAUGGUUCUUAGAACCACAUUUCCGUAUAGAGAACUUAACAGAUCAACAUAGAUUUUUGUCGCGUGAGAUUUAGACUUCAAGUAAGAUUAGCUUUCAAGUAAGUCUUACAGUAGCGUUAUAAACAUCAGCCUCACUACUUUGCCAUACUAAAUGUAAAUGUUAGUAGGUUCAGAGUUAGUGGACAUACCAAUCGUUUCGUUGAUUUGUUUGAAUGACUUUGUUUUAUAAUCAAUAGCUUUCCGAGAUCUAAUACAUUUCAGUGUCUUCAAUACAUUUGUCAGCAGAAAAUGUUAGUUUCUGAUAUAUUGAAACAAAUAUUCCCUUACUGACAAACUUUCAACAUCUGCAUUGGAAAGCCUACUUUUGUAGCUGAUUUAUAUUGUAUACGAUGAAGUAUAUUAUGUUUAUAUAUUAUAGUAAUACGUCUUCAGCGUAGUAAUGUUCCUUAGAUCAAUUACAUGUGCCUACAUAGAAAUUGUGAUUUUAACGUAUGUUUUAAAGGUGCCUGUUUUUAGCCCGAUAGAAUGAAUAAUUUUAAAAUUUUUAAUGGGCUUUUAAAAUUGUAUAAUCGAGGAUUUUAUAGAUUUUAGGCGAACUCAACUAAAAUAUCAAAUGUUGAUUUUACAAGUGCUUUGUUCGUUUCGGACCUACUCUAAUGUUAUCUGAAAAUAUAUUGUAUAA